AUGAGUAACGCCAUGAGAGACCUUAUCGUCGGCGAAGCCGAGUUGGACGAUGAGGAAGACGACGAAUCCUUCGACGAGGAGACGGGCGAAGCUCGCAAGCGACCGCAGAACCGCGACCGUGGAAUGGACGAUUCGAGUGAGGAGGACGAAGAUGACGAUGACGAAGAGGAAGCCCGGAAGGUUCGCGAAGGCUUCAUAGUCGACGAGGAUGAUGAUGAAGAGGAAGAUGCCGAGGACUCCGACGAGGCGCGGAAAAAGCGAAAGCGGAAGCGACGUCAGGAACGAGAAGAAGAAGCUCAACUUGAUGACGAAGAUUUGGACCUUAUUGGCGAGUCAAUCCCCGAGUGGGAACGCAAACAGCCAUCCCAGAGUAAAUUCAAGCGACUCAAGCGCGGCCACAGAGAUGAUGAAACCCGUGGCAACGAACGGAGCCGCGGCCUCGAUCAGAUCUUCUCCGACGAAGAUGACGAACCCGCCGAAGAGCGAGCAUACUCCCGACCAAACCACCGUGGUCCUGCUGACGAGUUCGACGACUUCAUCGAAGAAGAUUUCCCUGAAGAUGAUGACGAGCGACAGCGCCGGAUGGAGGAUAUGGAGGUUGCCCGGCCUCGGGAUAAGGGCAUGGUCGGGCGCAUCGUUGAUCGGGCCGGACUGGACAAAGAUGUUCUCGACGAUCUGGACAACAUUUUCGGAAAUGGAGACGAGUAUCAGUGGGCCUUGGACUUCGAAGAAGAAGAUGAAGAGCGCCAACAAGGAGAGCAGCAGCUCGAGCUCAAGGACGUUUUUGAGCCAUCCCAGCUUGCCGAAAAGCUCUUGACGGACGAAGAUAAUGCCAUUCGAUUCGCCGAUGAGCCCGAGCGAUUCCAGCUGGACCGCAAGCCUUUCAGGAAAUUGCAGAUCUCCGCCGACCAGUUUAGGGAGGAGGCGCAGUGGAUUGCGAACCUGAUGUGGCCCAAGAAGCAGCUUCCCAGUGAUCUGGAAGGACCAUUUCAGAAAGCUGUUGGCAAGGUGCUCGAGUAUUUCGUCGUCGAGGAGCUCGAAGUUCCUUACGUCUUCCAACACCGCAAGGACUACCUUAUCCACGCCCGCAAGACCCGUAACCCAGAUCACCGCGAUGACCCCGAAGCCCCAGAGUACAUCAUCAACGCGGAAAAGUUGCUCACGCAGGAUGAUCUGUGGCGAAUUCUCGAACUCGACAUCAAAUUCCGCUCCUUGGUCGAGAAACGCAAUGCGCUGGAGAAGAUAUACGACAAUCUGAGGGAAGCUGCAAACAUCAACGACGAGAUGAUACCAGAAUUAACAGGGCAAGCUCUCAAUAUGGAAGAACUCCAGGAUAUUCAGGACUACGUCAACUUCCAGUAUACAUCUCAGUUGAGGGACAUUGCAGCUAUGAACGGGGUCUUGAAAGGCAACAAGCGGCCUGGGGCUAAAUCUUCAGUUUCCGAUAGAGUACGGAAGAGCAGGGCGUACAAGUUCGUCAGCGCCUACGGGAUUUCCCCGGACCGGCUUGCACAGAAUGCUCUUCGCGAGGGCAAAAAAGUCAUAGCCGACGAUGAACAGAACUUGCCGAUCGAUCUCGCGGACAGCCUCACGGACAGCGAUUUUCCCACCGGAGACCAAGUCUUGUACCAAGCCAGACACAUGUAUGCUGAGGAGCUCUUCAUGAGCCCCAGGAUGCGCAAGCACUUCAGGACGAAUUUCUACAUGAUGGGCGAGGUUAGCUGUCAACGGACUGACAAGGGCCUUCGGAGAAUUGACGAGUCGCACCCCUACUACGAAAUCAAGUAUCUCAUUAGUCAGACUAUCUCGGAUCUUGCGCGGCGGCCUGAGCUGUUUUUGAAGAUGAUGAAGGCAGAAGAGGAAGGCCUGAUCGAAAUCAAGCUUCGAUUACAGAAUGAGCGCGAGUUUCGCCGGCAGCUGCACGCCGAAUUUGCAUCGGAUAACUACAGCGAUCUUGCCGAUGCAUGGAACGAGGAGCGAAAGAAGGUGAUUGAUGUCGCUUUUGCGAAACUCGAGAGAGUCGUAGUGAAGGGAGUGAAGGACACACUGCGAACGGCUUGCCAAGAAGAACUUCUGAAGCUCUGUCGCGAGGAGUAUUCCAAACGACUUGAUCAAGCACCAUACAAGCCAAAGGGCAUGGUUCUGGGCACGGCGCCCCGAGUCCUGGCUCUGUCAAAUGGCAUGGGUGAUGCGAAUCGGGACCCGAUACACUGGGCCUGGGUUGAAGAGGACGGCCGUGUUAUCGAACAGGGACAGUUCCUAAACCUGGUCCGCGACGAAGCGCAGCGCGAUGCCUUUGUUGAGCUUGUUGAACGCCGAAAGCCAGACGUCAUUGGUGUUUCCGGUUACUCGACUGAUACACACCGUGUGAUUCGCGAUUUGGAAAGCUUGGUUAACGAGAAGAACUUGAUGGGUCCUGAAUACCCUGACCCUGAUACGGACGAUUACCGCAGCGAUCUACUCGAGGUUGUUACUGUCAAUGACGAGGUAGCGAGGCUCUACAAAGAUAGCCCUCGGGCGCAACGCGAACACCCGACUCUAAGCUCCGUCACCAGGUACUGCAUCGGCCUAGCCAGGUACCUCCAGAACCCGAUGAAAGAAUAUGCUGCUCUUGGAAAGGACGUCACGUCCUUGUCAUUCAACACCUGCCAGCACCUCCUGCCCCAGGACAAACUAUUGAAGCACCUUGAGACAUCAAUGGUCGAUAUGGUGAACCUCUGUGGUGUUGACAUCAAUGAAGCGGUCGGCGAUGCUUACACUGCGAACCUACUCCCAUACGUCGCCGGUCUGGGACCUCGCAAGGCCACUAGCGUGAUCAAGGCCAUCAACUCUAAUGGCGGUGUCGUCAACUCGAGAGAGGAACUCGUUGGCGACCCGGACAAUAAGAAGUUGCCCGUCGUUGGUCCUCGAGUUUGGAACAACUGCGCUAGUUUCCUUUAUAUCGAGUAUGAUGCCACAAACCCAUCUUCGGAACCGCUGGACAACACACGUGUCCAUCCUGAGGAUUACGAGCUCGGUCGCAAAAUGGCUGCGGAUGCACUCGAGCUGGACGAAGAAGACGUCAAAGCAGAGACUGACGAGAAUGGACCCGGAGCCAUCGUCCGCAAGCUAUUCAAGGAGGAUGAGCAAGAGAAGGUCAAUGAGCUGAUUCUGGAGGAGUAUGCCGAGCAGCUGGAGAAGAACUACAGCCAAAGAAAGCGAGCUACGCUAGAAACCAUUAGAGCGGAGCUGCAGGCGCCGUACGAAGAACUCCGACGCAAUUUCAGCACCCUUGUCCCUGAUCAGAUAUUCGUCAUGUUUACGGGCGAAACGGCGGAUUCUCUGGCGGAGGGCAUGGUUGUACCAGUCAACGUCCGCGUGGUCAAGGAUGAUUUCGCAAUCGUCAAGCUUGAUUGUGGCAUCGAAGGUCGCAUCGAAGUCCAUGAGGUGAGCCAUCGUGGCGGCUCGUCCAUCCGUGACGUGCUGCAGGUUGGCCAGACUGUUCAGGCGUCGCUCAUGGAUCUGAAUCGUAAAGACUUCUUGGCCAAACUUACAUUACGUGAGGAAGCGCUUAGGAAGCCUUACAAGAAGCACAAUAACCACGAUCACAUGACCUGGAACUUCGAGCUUGAAAACAAAGAUCGAGAAGACUUGAAAGAGAAGAAUUCGGUCACCGGCCGCACCCAGCGCGUCAUCAAGCACCCCCUGUUCCGUCCAUUCAACUCCACCCAAGCCGAAGAGUACCUGGGCUCUCAAUCCGCUGGUGACGUCGUCAUUCGUCCAUCGUCCAAGGGCAACGACCAUCUCACGAUUACCUGGAAGGUUGCAGAUGGAGUCUACCAACAUAUCGAUGUGCUUGAGCUGGGCAAAGAGUCCGAGUUCCAGGUGGGCAAGACGCUGCGCAUCGGUGGCAAGUACACAUACACAGAUCUGGACGAGCUAAUCGUGGACCACGUUAAGGCGAUGGCUAAGAAGGUCGACGAAUUGAUGGGCCACGAGAAGUUCAAGAAAGGAAGCCUCGCAGAUCUCGAACGAUGGUUGACUUCAUACUCGGAUGCCAAUCCGAAUCGCUCAAUCUACUUAUUCUGCAUCGAUCCGAAACAUCCAGGGUACUUCUCGCUGUGCUUCAAGGCCAGUAGAAACUCGCCGAUUGGAAUGUGGCCUGUCAAGGUCAUACCUCAUGCUUUUGAGAUGAUGAAGAACGCAUACCCCGAUAUGCGAGCGCUAUGCAACGGCUUCAAGCUGAGGUUCAACAGCGAGAUUGGUCAACAGCAGACGAGAAGAUAA
Molecule: messenger RNA, 4266 nt
Organism: Anthostomella pinea
Lineage: Eukaryota; Fungi; Ascomycota; Sordariomycetes; Xylariales; Xylariaceae
Source: the annotation of a GenBank genome assembly